Molecule: messenger RNA, 1532 nt
Organism: Phlebotomus papatasi
Lineage: Eukaryota; Metazoa; Arthropoda; Insecta; Diptera; Psychodidae
Product: zinc finger protein 16-like
Exons: 2
Coding region: 182-1291 (369 amino acids)
Biological process (GO): regulation of transcription by RNA polymerase II
Cellular component (GO): nucleus
Molecular function (GO): RNA polymerase II transcription regulatory region sequence-specific DNA binding; DNA-binding transcription factor activity, RNA polymerase II-specific
Source: RefSeq, a predicted model, not a curated record
CCAUCCAGCGAGGCCUUCCAGUGUCAGUGCACUCUGCUCGGGAAGACAACAGGGAACCAUCAUUUUUCACCUCCCGUAAACACCUUGUGAGGCCAGUCAAAUUGGCUGAGUUCUGUGCCACGGGGGCGCUCUAUAUUCCCAGUUUAAACAGUUGUGGUGUGUAUCCAAGUGCUCCCGGAGGAUGUAUCAUGGAAAGGAGUGCGGAUACUGUGCGGAGAAGGAUGCCGAAAUAGCCAAACUCAAGGCAGAAUUGGCCCAAACAACGCUCGAAUUGAAUCACUUUCGUUCAUUCCUGGGGCAGCAAGUAACAUUCAGUCAUGGCAAAAAUGAUGCCAUCAUCGAGUUCAUCGAUGUACCCGUACAGAAUGCUGAACCAGAGCCAGUCCAAGUGAAAUCCAGGAGCAUGUCUCCGGCUCUGGGGAAUGUUGGGGCUCCGCGUGAGGUGACACCCAUGGCGGAGGAGAUGAAUUUUACAGCAAAGGGUGGCGAAAUAGCUUUUGGGCAUGUCGAUGGCCUUGAUGUGGCCCAGGCUGAGAUCCUUGAGAUCAUGUGCGGAAUUUGCAGAGAUAUUUUCUCUGAUCCUGAAUCUUUCAAUGCCCAUUUUGUCAAUCACACCACCACCGAGGCCCCACCCAAUACCGAUGGGGACAUCAUAAGGGCGUCCCUGAGUGACUUUACGUGCCCCAAUUGCCAGCAACGCUUCGAUCUGGCGUCCAGUCUCAAGGAGCACAUGCAGGUGUGCAAAAUGCCACCGGCACCGCGGUGUGAGUGUUUGGUGUGUGGAGAGGCUUUUGGGGAUAGGCAGACGUUCAAGGAGCAUCUGCAGAAGCAUCCAGGGAUCAAGAUUUACGAGUGUGAACUGUGCUACAAGGCUUUUGGGGAUCCGGCACAGUACAAUCGGCACAUUGUGGAACUCCAUGCUGAUCGGGCGUCCACGAUAUGUGACAUUUGUGGGAAGAAUGUGAGUCUCCAGGCAUUUGCGGCACACAGAAAGCAACAUACCACAAAUGACGAGUGGAAGUGCAAGGUAUGCCCCAAGACCUUUCCCUCGGUGCAUGAGUACAAUCAGCACAUGAAGGCGUGUCACAUGAAUGGAGAUAAAUCUCCAGGGCUGGCCCUCGAGUGUCCAGUGUGCAAGAAGACCUUCACGGCACAGAAUCAACUGACCAAGCAUAUGCAGAUUCACUCCACGGACAAGAAGUUCCAGUGCGAUCUUUGCGGCAAGAAUUUCGCCCUAAAUGGCUACUUAAAAAAGCACCUGAAGAAGGUGCACGGAACAGUAACGGCCUAAUCUUCUCUCUCCACCCAUCCCAUCCCAUUCAUCAUUCAUGCCACCAUGCUGCGGGGGAGGAGAGAAUUUUUGAGCUGAUGGGUAACAUAGUGGAAAAUCAAAUGGCCAAUCAAUAAUUUUUUUUUGUAAUUUUUAAGAAUAAACACAAGAGAAAAAGUUGGGGAAACACUAUUUUAAAAAAAGAAAAAAAAUGUAAAUAGAACAAAAAACAAUAAAUUCUUUUCAUCGACUUCACAAAAAA